GCGACACAACUCAAUCCAUUGGCAAUGGCGAAGACGAAAAAUUUGAACGGCUCGGCCGCAACGUUGCCGUCGCGACCAGUGGCGCGUACACGGGCCAGGCAGUGGCUUCCUUUGACCCUGUCUUCGGGGCAUUCGACGAUUACCUCUACCACACGUACCAGAAUCCCGUUUUGACCAUCGAAGUGGCUGGUUCUGAUUUCGUUGCCCCCGUGUCGACCAUCCGUACCUGCGGCAAGGAAUUCUUUAAAGCGGUGACUUAA
Aphanomyces astaci is the source of this 260-nucleotide messenger RNA. RefSeq lists its product as hypothetical. The annotation marks the transcript as partial. The record is from RefSeq and is a predicted model, not a curated record. Lineage: Eukaryota; Oomycota; Saprolegniomycetes; Saprolegniales; Verrucalvaceae. The transcript has a single exon.